Messenger RNA from Pristis pectinata (smalltooth sawfish), 2981 nucleotides. RefSeq names its product lethal(3)malignant brain tumor-like protein 4. Gene Ontology annotation, molecular function: protein binding; zinc ion binding. Gene Ontology annotation, cellular component: nucleus. The record is from RefSeq and is a predicted model, not a curated record. The transcript is spliced from 23 exons. Lineage: Eukaryota; Metazoa; Chordata; Chondrichthyes; Rhinopristiformes; Pristidae. The coding region runs from base 80 to 2884 and encodes 934 amino acids. Gene Ontology annotation, biological process: regulation of DNA-templated transcription.
GUUUUUCUUUCGAGCUGGGCGAAUGCAAGCAUCUGAAAAGAUGCCUCGUUCAAUGACAAUUUAUACGUUUCCAUGAAAGAUGUUGCUAUAUUUCAGAUCACCGAGUGUUGGGGUUCAGACCUAUAUUGGAAAAUUGAAUCAUUCUCGAAGAGGAAAGAGUAGAAUGAAUGCUGGGGAAACGCUGGAGGAAAAGAGAGCUGCUGAUGGAAGUCUACUAACAAGAUCUAAUGCCAUUUCCAAAGAAAUGAUGAUGGAAGUUGGCCAGCAACCCCUCAAUCUGACAGUGAGCAAUUCUGUUGGAGGGAGGAAGGUCUCAGAAGAAAAAAGCUGGCAGUCUGUACCAAUCAAAAUGGAAAGAAUGGAUGAAGAGGCUGAAGGGAGCACUGUAAAUGAUGUGCAAGACUUUGAUAUUUACAGUGCCAUGGAAUGGAAAAAUGGAGUGGGGUCCUUACCUGGCAGUGACUUAAAGUUUCAAAUGAAUGAAUUUGGAGCCCUGGAGAUUAUCACCAAUGAAGAACAGGAUGCUGAACCCACUGCACAGAUUUCUGCUGAACCUACAGUCGGAAUGAGGAAUGCAUACAGUGUUGCUUCUAAUGCACAAGAAAUCGUUUCUGAAGAUGGUUGCACAAAUGAUUUGUCCCACACACAAGGCAUCUGCUGCUGUGAAAACUGUGGAGGAUAUGGGACGAUGGGCAAGUUCCAUAAAUGUGACCAUUUCUGUGGCACAAAUUAUAAGCAACUAUAUGAAAAUGAACAAUCCAUUAUGGACCAUGCACCAGUGAAACAAAAUGCUAGUGUAAUAUUGAAACGGACGAAAAAGCGAAAGAAGAAAGUGAGUGUUAACCCAACGGAGGAAUCUGAUGAAGAUUUUGAAGAUGACUACAUGGAGGAAGUACAAGAUGCUGAGAAAAUGAAGAUAAAAAUGCCUGCAGUGUUGACAGACCACAGUAGCUUCAAAAACAGUGGACUUUCUGACCCAGAUUCCAAGCUUUCUAAACAGGCUAUGCCACUCUCCGGAAAGAAAAAAUCCUGGUCAUGGGUGAAGUAUCUGGGAGAAGAAAAGGCAUUAGCUGCACCCCCAAAACUUUUUAAUGAGUUUCAGUUAGUUCCCCAGAAUAAAAAUGGAUUUAAAGUAGGCAUGAAAUUGGAAGGUAUCGACCCUCAACACUCCUCCAUGUUCUGUGUGCUAUCAGUUGCAGAGGUAUGUGGUGUUCGCUUGAGGCUCCACUUUGAUGGAUAUCCUGAAUGUUUUGAUUUCUGGAUUAACAAUGACUCACCUGAUAUCCAUCCCGUGGGAUGGUGUGAAAAGACCGGCCACAAAUUGCAACCUCCUAAAGGCUACAAGGAAGAGGAGUUUAACUGGGCAAGUUAUCUAAAAAUCUGCAAGGCCCAAUCAGCUCCAAAGAAUCUAUUUAAAAAUCAGAACACAACAAUUACUCCUUCAGGAUUUCGAAUAGGAAUGAAACUGGAGGCGGUUGACAGAAAGAAUCCCUCCCUGAUAUGUGUUGCAACAGUCACAGAUAUAAUAGACAAUCGUUUUUUGGUGCAUUUUGAUAACUGGGAUGACACAUAUGAUUACUGGUGUGAUGCUAGUAGCCCAUAUAUUCACCCAGUGGGCUGGUGUCAGGAACAUGGCAAACUACUUACUCCUCCUCAAGGCUACUUUGAUCCAGAAAAUUUUUCAUGGAGGAAAUACUUAGAGGAUCUGGGUGCUACUCCAGCUCCAGCCCGUGCUUUCAAAAUAAGACCACCACAUGGGUUCCAAGUGAAUAUGAAACUUGAAGCUGUGGACAAACGUAACCCAAUGUUGAUUCGUGUUGCCACAGUUGUAGAUACGGAUGAUCAAAGGAUCAAGAUUCAUUUUGAUGGAUGGAGUCAUAAUUAUGAUUACUGGCUUGAUGCAGAUCAUCCCGAUAUCCAUCCUGCUGGAUGGUGUGCCAAAACAAAUCACCCACUGCAGCCACCACUUAAUUCACAAGGCUUUGUUGCAGCUCCAGCUCCGGGAGGAUGUCCAACACCUGGAUGUAUAGGUGUUGGACACAUCAAAGGUGCCCGAUACACAGGUCAUCACAGUGCUUUUGGAUGCCCCUAUUCAGAGCUCAAUAUGAAGAAGGAGUCAAUAAUUCACGACAGAUUAGGAGGAGAGAAACAGAUCACGCUGGUGCCAAUUCCUUUUGUUCCAAGAACUAAACGUCUUGAUAGUAAUGGUUCGAGUGGGAAGCCUGAGGGAAGUGUUAAUGACACAAGAAAAUGCCCCACUCCUGGUUGUAAUGGGUCUGGUCACAUAACUGGAAAAUACACUGCACAUCACCGACUCUCGGGUUGCCCUCUAGCUGAACAAAACCAGUUCAAGGUCAAAAUAGAACCACAGGAUGAUGAUGGGCCCACUGAUAAUAAAUCAGUAUUAUCAUUUGUUCAACGCAAAAGGACAAAACAAAACAGGCUAACUCGACCAGCAAAAUAUUUGAAAAUCAAAGAGAAUGCAGAUGAUAUUGACCUACACAGUCUACUCAAAGAUCUUUCCUUUGACAGUAUGCAGCAAGCUCUCCACCAGUCUGUUUUCAUGUCAACCAUGUCUGCUCACCCAGUUCGUGAUCUCCCACUUUGCUGGGAGCAGCAUUGCAAACUACUGCCUAGUGUGGUGAACUUUCAAGCCAGCAAGGUGUCCAAGUGGAGUAUUGAGGAGGUCGCAAACUUUGUGCAGACUCUCCCUGGUUGUGAAGAACAAGCAAAGAUCUUCAAAGAAGAGCAGAUUGAUGGAGAAGCAUUCCUUUUGCUGACGCAGAUGGAUAUAAUUAAGAUCAUGAGCAUCAAAUUAGGCCCAGCCCUGAAGAUUUACAACUCCAUUUUAAUGUUUAAGAAUUCUGAAGAUGAUUUGGAAUAGAUAUUGAGGAUUAGAAAGGACAGUUGCUAAACAAUGGUAUUCUUUUUGCUAAUUAAUAAAAAUGAAUCUCUAGUUAUGAAUGGCACAUAAAACUGUA